GGGAGCUCAAGAGCCGGCACAGCCUUCCUGUGUGGUUUCAACUGCCCAGAGAGUGUCAUGGACCUGGUAGGGAGCAAGAGGUGGGUGAAAAAGCAGAGUUUCUGUUACACAAAAUGAAAACACCAAAGCUGAAGCUGGGCUGAGCUGGUCUCUUUCAUGAUUUGAAUGAGCAGCCCCAGGCACCCUCCCACCUUUGAGAGAGGAGUCUUAAGACCUCAGAAUUCUCCAAAACAGAGAAAAGAAAAAAUAAGCCUGUGAGAGACUUAUGUGUCAUAGCUUGGUCUGAAAUGGUGGCAGAGGGAAGGGAAACCAAUGAAAAGCCUGCUGGUGGUGGCUCUCCUUGUCAUUUUCCAGGUGUGCCUGUGCCAAGAUGAGGUCACCGAUGAUUACAUCGGAGACAAUACCACUGUGGACUACACUCUCUACGAGUCCGUAUGCUUCAAGAAAGACGUGCGGAACUUUAAAGCCUGGUUCCUGCCACUCAUGUACACCAUCAUUUGCUUCAUGGGCCUGCUGGGCAACGGGCUGGUCGUACUGACCUACAUCUACUUCAAGAGGCUCAAGACUAUGACCGACACCUAUCUACUCAACCUGGCCAUGGCCGACAUCCUCUUCCUCCUGACCCUUCCCUUCUGGGCCUAUAGCGCAGCCAAGUCCUGGAUCUUUGGUGUGCACGUUUGCAAGAUCAUCUUCGGCAUCUACAAGAUAAGCUUCUUCAGCGGCAUGCUGCUGCUUCUUUGCAUCAGCAUUGACCGCUAUGUGGCCAUUGUCCAGGCCGUCUCGGCCCACCGCCACCGUGCCCGCGUUCUCCUCAUCAGCAAGCUGUCCUGCGUGGGCAUCUGGAUGCUGGCCAUGGUGCUGUCCACCCCAGAGCUGCUGUACAGCGGCCUCCAGAAAAGCAGCAGCGAGCAAGCCCUGCGGUGCUCCCUCGUCACGGAGCACGUGGAAGACCUGAUCACCAUCCAGGUGGCCCAGAUGGUGGUAGGCUUUCUGAUCCCCCUGGGGGCCAUGAGCUUCUGCUACCUCGUCAUCAUCCGCACCCUGCUCCAGGCCCGCAACUUCGAGCGCAACAAGGCCAUCAAGGUCAUCAUCGCCGUGGUCGUGGUCUUCAUCGCCUUCCAGCUGCCCUACAAUGGGGUGGUCUUAGCCCAGACGGUGGCCAACUUCAAUAUCACGGGCAGCGGCAGCUGUGAGCUCAGUAAGCAGCUCAACAUUGCCUAUGACGUCACCUAUAGCCUGGCCUGCGUCCGCUGCUGCGUCAACCCUUUCUUGUAUGCCUUCAUUGGUGUCAAGUUCAGGAACGACCUCUUCAAGCUCUUCAAGGACUUGGGCUGCCUGAGCCAGGAACGGCUCCGCCAGUGGUCUUCCUGCCGCCACACCCGGCGCUCCUCCAUGAGCGUGGAGGCUGAGACCACCACCACCUUCUCCCCGUAGGUGGCGCUCCACUCGGACGAGAGGGACCUCUCCCAGGGCCCUGGUGCCCUGGGAACCGGACGGGCAGCAGGAGACUCGGGCUCCAAAAGCUGCAGAGGGAAAGGCAGUCCUGGCCAUGAAGCUCUGUCUCGUGGGGAGAGGACGUGCAGCAGCCCAGACCCCUGGCCUUAACUACCUCCACCCAGGUUCCAAAGCGUUGUGACCGAAAAGCUGCGCCAAAUCCUGAGACACUCCAAAACCAAGGCUGCUGUCCCCCAGACCAAGAACCAAGAGUGGAAGUGGGAAAACAGUCUGCACUUGGAGUGAAGGGAGAGUUGGUAACAGGUGGACCAGAGAAGGACGCCUGGCAAGUCCUCUGAAUGAAACUCCUUCUGACCCAGGAAGACAUCCUCCCUGAGAGUAAAGGGUUAAGGCAAGGUCUUCCAGAAAAUAAGGCUUUGUCUCUGAGACCUGAGAUGGUGGGGAGACUUCUCGGCUUGGCAGGGAAAGGGGAGGACAGCGGGUCAAAAUCUCUGAAUUCCUCCCUCCGUCUCUUUCUCCACUGUCAUCUGAGCCACCAAGGAAUGGCAGGCUCCAGACCUCCCUGAAACCACACUUGCCCAGUGCCUGCCACCUCUCAUCAGGCCGCUGCCCGCCCAGGCUCUCCUCAGGGAGGGGCGUGGUGUUUCCUGCGGGCCAAGCCAGCAGCCUUGCCUGGGCCAAAACCACGCUCCCGGCCAGGACUCUGGGGCACAGAUGACGUGCGGCGAGCCCUUCUCGGGUCUCAGCU
Lontra canadensis (Northern American river otter) is the source of this 2203-nucleotide messenger RNA. It is a transcript of the gene CCR7, whose product is annotated as C-C motif chemokine receptor 7. The transcript is spliced from 4 exons. Gene Ontology annotation, biological process: G protein-coupled receptor signaling pathway; inflammatory response; immune response. Gene Ontology annotation, molecular function: chemokine (C-C motif) ligand 19 binding; C-C motif chemokine 19 receptor activity; chemokine (C-C motif) ligand 21 binding. Gene Ontology annotation, cellular component: membrane. Lineage: Eukaryota; Metazoa; Chordata; Mammalia; Carnivora; Mustelidae. The coding region runs from base 313 to 1434 and encodes 373 amino acids. The record is from RefSeq and is a predicted model, not a curated record.